AUGGCUACCAUAAGAAGAAGCAAAACUAUGCCAACCGAAGGCCAUGCCACCAGAUUCCUCUACACAAUCCUCAAACAGCUGGACCUCAAAACUAUCGACUGGAGCCUCGUAGCAACGGAGCUAGAAAUUUCCAACGGCCAUGCAGCACGAAUGCGGUAUUCGCGCUUCAAGCAGCAGAUGGAAGGCUUAACGACUACUGCCUCAAAACCCGCAAAACCGAAGAAAGCGAACGGCAAACCCGAGUAUGGGAAAACAACCAAGCAAUCUACAAAAGGAAAAAGCAUUUACGACAAGGGCAAGAGUUUCGACAAGGCUAGUGGAUACGAGAGCGCAAAUUAUGAAAACAGUUACACUUCCGAUAGCACUUUCAAGAAGCGUUCUGCUCCGGAUGAGUUUAUGAAGCAGGAAAGCAAGAUGAAUUACGGAGUCAUGGGAGUGGAAAAGAUGAACAGCUUCACACCAGUGAUUUAUGAUCCUUUCGCAAAUGCAGCUUCAUACUGGACGCCUUCUGGAGGGCCAAUCUUGUCCUCCGACCCUGCCACAUUUCCUUACAUGACAAUGCCGGAUUUGCAUCAGCAGCAACAGCAAUUUCGGGUUGACCCUUACGCCAAUUUGUAUCUCGCGCCAAUGCCGCCACUACAUUCGGGAGAAGAUGUGAACAUGGCAUUUAACCCAGGCUGGGCUCCACAGAUUUUCGAUCACAUGUUCAACAACAAUGAACAAUUUGGUCAAGGUCAUCCCAAAGCCGCCGCUCCUCCUACAGUAACAACUGCAGCAAACCCUCCAGAAUGGAAUGAUCAGAUGGAUUUCUGCUUCUCGGGCUGCUGCCAAAGACCACCACCGUACCCCUCUCCACCAUCGCUCUCCCCAGAUGUUCCUCCUACAGAUCAAUCCGGGGAUACUUUGAUGUCUGCACAGCCGGAGCCUUGGGUACCACCACCACAACAGAAUCAAUGGGUUGCGAUCAAGCCCGAACCAGGGGAGGAGGGAGGCUCCGAUGAUAUUUUUGUCAAGGUAGAAGCCGAUGCAUGA
Molecule: messenger RNA, 1032 nt
Organism: Talaromyces stipitatus ATCC 10500
Lineage: Eukaryota; Fungi; Ascomycota; Eurotiomycetes; Eurotiales; Trichocomaceae
Exons: 2
Coding region: 1-1032 (343 amino acids)
Source: RefSeq, a predicted model, not a curated record